CCAAGGAAGAGCCUCGCAGGUGCUGCGGGAACCUGCGGAGCUCGCACAGAUAACUCUGGGCAUGCUCAGUGGCGAGGGCAGGUUGCCUAGAAAGAGGAAGAGGCAGCAGCGAUCAGUGGAUGCUUCUCCUCCCGGGCUCGUGGCAGACCCGAGCCGCGAAUUGGGGAGGAGGGGUCGCCGAAGCCAACCCCAAGCUGGGCCUUGAGUGCCACUGCAGCUGCGACCGCAAGCGCCCCCGCCCCUCGGCACAGCCAUGGGGAACAUGCCUUCCGCGGUGAAGCACUGUCUGAGUUACCAGCAUCUUCUCCGGGAGCAUCUCGGAGUCGGAGACACGGUGGCCGGGGCUCUCGAGCCCGCGCAGGUAACACAAUUAUCAGGAUUCCCAGAGUAUGUUAAAAUAGUAGAAGUUGGACCCAGGGAUGGCUUACAAAAUGAAAAGGUCAUUGUACCUACAGAUAUCAAAAUCGAGUUUAUCAACCAACUUUCCAAAACAGGCUUAUCAGUAAUAGAAGUAACCAGCUUUGUAUCUUCUAAAUGGGUUCCUCAGAUGGCAGAUCAUACAGAAGUAAUGAAAGGCAUCUAUCAAUACCCUGGUGUUCGAUAUCCUGUGCUCACUCCUAAUCUUCAGGGCUUUCAUAAUGCUAUUGCAGCUGGGGCCACAGAGGUGUCAGUAUUUGGGGCAGCAUCUGAGUCUUUCAGUAAGAAGAACAUUAAUUGUUCUAUCGAAGAAAGCAUGGAGAGAUUUGAAGCAGUUGUUAAGUCAGCAAGGCAUAUUAAUGUUCCAGUGCGAGGGUAUGUUUCUUGUGCUCUUGGAUGCCCAUAUGAAGGACACAUAGCACCUGAAAAAGUGGCCAAAGUGUCUAAGCAGUUGUAUAGCAUGGGUUGCUAUGAGAUCUCUCUCGGGGACACGAUUGGAGUGGGAACUCCUGGAAGUAUGAAAAGAAUGUUGGAAAGUGUUAUGAAAGAAAUCCCACUAAGUGCUCUUGCUGUUCACUGUCAUGACACAUAUGGGCAAGCGUUAGCAAAUAUUCUUACAGCUUUGCAGAUGGGAAUCAAUAUUGUGGACUCAGCUGUGUCUGGAUUAGGUGGUUGUCCUUAUGCAAAAGGUGCUUCUGGGAAUGUAGCAACAGAGGAUUUGAUAUAUAUGCUGAAUGGUCUGGGACUCAACACGGGAGUGAAUCUUUACAAAGUGAUGGAAGCUGGGAACUUUAUUUGUAGAGCUAUAAAUAAGACAACAAAUUCAAAAGUAGCACAGGCCUCCUUCAGUGUUUGACAUGAAUGAAGUUGGGUUAUGAAAUUUGGAAGCUCUAUCUCUCCUACAAAGAUAUCAUCUGAAAAACAUAACUGUCAAUUUAUUUGGAAAUGUGAAAUGAUGGACAGAAGUGGAAGUGGGCUUUUAAGUAGAAGAUUGUUGACUCAAAGCAUAGCAUGGAUACCAGGUAAAUAGAAAGAUUUGUGGAUAAAUAAUAAAACAAUUCAGUGUAUAAAUAUAUUAUUACUUGGAGAAUGUCAUAUAUUGCUGUGACAAAAAUAACUUUUUAAAUUCACUUAAAAUUGACUGCAGAUUUCCCCAAUAUUGAAUACUUGGUUAAUACUUAAUCAAGUUGGUUCAACACAGAGUACAUAUUUUCAGUAGUUUAUGAGAUUCCACAUAGUGUGUGGCCCUGAUAUUAUGUAUUUUGCUCCUGAUCUCAACUUUCUAUUUGCCAAGUCAGUUAAAUUAUGAACGAGGAGCCAAAUUUCAAUAUGACCCUAAGUAAUUUUAGCAAUAAGACUUUUGUAUUUCAACUAUAGUUAACAUCUGUUAACUAUUUGAAUGACUUUAUCUUGUUCCAAGAGGCUGUGGUCGAUGGCAACAUGCCAUAUCCUGGGAACAUAUUAGGACCUCCCAUAUUUGUUACAUGCAUUCAGUUCACCAUGCUUCUCUUUUCAUCAGUUACAGUACAAACCAAUGGGCUCUUACUCAACAAUAAAGAAAUUGGAGGUGGGAUUUUCAUCCCAUUUAUUUCAUACCACAAAAGAAAAUGAUUCUGGCUUUACUUUUAGCACAUCCUAUUUUCACAUCUUUUUUUCCAAUUCCAUAUUGCCAUUGUAACUCUAAUUAUAGUUGCAAUGUUAUUAAAGAUAGUUCUCAAUGCAUAGACAAUCUUAUUAUUUGUCAUCCUAUAGUUAAGUUAAACCACAUACACUGAGAUUAUCUAUUUUUUUUAAAUAUUGUGCUCAUUGUUGAACUUGAUGAAAUUCUUGGUUAUUGUAAACUCAAGAUGACAAAUUAUCUCGUAGAAAAUCCUUACUGAAAUGGCCCAGGCCAAUGCAUCAAUGAUAGACAAUAAAAAAUACUGUGUUAAGAAUAACCUUCCAGCUAUUUAUGCAAAUCAUGUGUAGAAAAUGUAAAACUUUACUCUGAAAUAACAGUUAUCUUAUUUAUUUAGACUUCUCCAAUAAUACCUGAUAAUAUUAACUUUUAAAUAAAUUGAAUAUUGGUUCAAAUAUGAAAAUGAACAUUGUGGAUUUUAUCUUAAUAUUCAUCAAUUCUCUUAAAUAUAAAUAUAUGUAUGUUUAUUUAUAUAUAUAUAUAUUUACAUAUAUAUACAGCCUCAAGGCAAGAAAGGGAAGUACUGAUUGUAAUUAAGAUAAAUUUAAUAACAAUAAUACAAAUAAUAAAUCUCAUAAGUGAAGCAUGCUGAAAGUUGGAAAAGCAAAAUGGUUAUCAGAAAAAAAAGUAAAUUCACCUGGUAAUAGAACAGUACUAAAGGAGGUAGACACUUCUACCCAAAACUGUUUUAUCACUCAAAAUGGUAAGCCCAGUCUUCACUGAAAUAUUAUUCAGUGAUGUUAAGGAUGUUUUCUUUCCCAUUUCCCUAGCCCCUGAAUAUAUAACUAUGCAUUUCCUUCACAGUUAUUUAACUCUUAAAUCAAAAUAAAGCUUCGGUAUUCAUCAGGAAAUACUAAUGUCACAUGAGCCUCUGGAUUAACAGGAAAGAAUGUACUAGGCUCUUACUCAACAAUAAAGAAAUUGGAGGUGGGAUUUUUAUCCCAUUUACUUCAUACCACAGAAGAGAAUGUUUCUGGCUUUACUUUUAGCACAUUCUAUUUUCACAUUUUUUUCCCCCAGUUCCAAUU
Molecule: messenger RNA, 3123 nt
Organism: Sarcophilus harrisii (Tasmanian devil)
Lineage: Eukaryota; Metazoa; Chordata; Mammalia; Dasyuromorphia; Dasyuridae
Gene: HMGCLL1
Product: 3-hydroxymethyl-3-methylglutaryl-CoA lyase like 1
Exons: 9
Coding region: 254-1273 (339 amino acids)
Biological process (GO): L-leucine catabolic process; ketone body biosynthetic process
Cellular component (GO): endoplasmic reticulum; cytosol
Molecular function (GO): hydroxymethylglutaryl-CoA lyase activity
Source: RefSeq, a predicted model, not a curated record